Molecule: messenger RNA, 2682 nt
Organism: Cornus florida
Lineage: Eukaryota; Viridiplantae; Streptophyta; Magnoliopsida; Cornales; Cornaceae
Exons: 16
Coding region: 210-2399 (729 amino acids)
Biological process (GO): N-terminal peptidyl-methionine acetylation
Cellular component (GO): NatC complex
Source: RefSeq, a predicted model, not a curated record
AUCAGAUCCACUUCAGAAAUUCCUCAAACCCUCGUUUAGACCCCGUCUCUUUCUAAACCCAUACAACCACCACCAAGUAAUUGAGUCUUCAACUCUCUUGAAGACAAACAAGACUCGAGACUCCGAACCCACCAAGUACCCGUACCUCUUAGUGCAGAGAGGGAGAGAGCAGAGAGAGUAGAGAGAGAAGUGGUCUCAACGUUCAACAAAUGGCUGAGCAAAGCAGAGUUGGAGGAAGCAGAGACGUACCUGUACCCAUAAAUCCAUCCAUUCCUUCAGGCGAACAGACUGUUUGGGCCGAUGUUUCGUCCCUACUCCAAGCCGCCUGCACAGAUCUUCGAGAUGGUGAGCUCAUUCAUGGAGAGAAUUUUAAUCUUUUUGCUGCCAUGUCCGCUCUGGAGAUAAUGGAUCCAAAGAUGGAUUCAGGUAUUGUUUGCCGAUAUUAUUCUGUCGAUGAAGCCAUUGAGAAUGGUGCUGCUCCAGUCCCUUUAAGCUUCAAUAAAACUGUCGAUGUUCAGUGUACUAUUGACAUCAUGGACUAUCUUCUAGCUUGUGAGGCGACAUGGCACAAAGGUCAAUCAUUGGCGCAAACUGUUUUCUCCUGCAUCUAUCUUCUGAGGCCUGAUAGAACAUCAUCACAUGCGUUACUGCAUUCUUAUUGCAGAAUAAUACGUGCAACCUGCAAUGCUGUUGUUUCAGUUGUGUCAGAUGCACGUACACAUGAAGAAGAAGAUUUUUUUACAAUGACAUAUGGUUUACCUUUGAAGGGGGAUGGUGAUGAAAAAUGCUUAUCAAUGCUACAUGCUGUAGAAGAAACAAUUUCUCGCCAAUUACGUGCAUGUAAAGCAUCAUCAUCUAAAAAGAGAGUAUUAGAAGAUAUAGAGCCAUUACAAACUAAAAUUGAUUUAGAAGAAGGAUAUUGCAAAGCUUUGUUAUGCCGCUUACGCUUUCGUAAGCACUUUUACCACGUUCUUACAUGUAUGAGGCGAUCUCAAGGCAAAGGUCUAGAGUUAGCGAGAAAACAUAUAGCUUCCUGCUUGUCAGAGCUACAUUGCAUUCUUAAAUCAUCGGAAUUCCUUAGGUCCAACCAUGCAUGUGAAACUUGUGGAGAUGGAAUAGAAGACAGAACAACAGCUUCUGGUCGGCAACCUAUUGGGUUCGAUGCUAGUUUAAACAGUAGAUUAUCUGCUCCUACUCCACCUCGUGCAAUUAAAAUUUUUGACUGGAAAAAGGCUGUUGAAUAUUUCCAAAAGCUUCUUCAUGAUCUGGAUGUUAUGUGUUCGUACUCUUUGGACCCAUCGCUAGAAGGUCUUUUACGCUUUGUGGUUGAGUUCCAAAAGCUUCAACCUGAUUUGGUUGCAAGAGCUCAUCUUCAGUGUCUACUGGUUCAAGACGGAAAACUCUAUGGACGAGAUCCUAUCUUUGCUGUGAUAUCCAAAGCUGCAGCAUUACCUGAAUUUUUAAAGAACCAUGAUUUGCAAAAGAACGAAACUGUUGUACAACUAGGGCAGUUAGUGGUCAGUUUGCUUAAAAUUAUUUGUACAAAUGUUGCAUGGCAAAGGCGUAAACUUGGAAAAAUUUUACAAGAUUGGCGUGUCAUCUUUGUGCAGCUAGAGCUGGCUUUUAGGAAGGAGUUUCGGGAAAUCUCAAGCACUUUGAGUGAUGAGGAUGCAUGCAUGAUGAUAACCAAAAACAUCCUCGUUUGGGUGGAGGAGCAGACAUACUGGAUAGCUUCUCGUUUUCUCGUGUUGGGCUUUGAGCUUGAGCUAUAUUCUCCCAGUGAAUAUUGCAUGGUGUACUGGUAUAUUUAUGUUGUUUUGAUCAAGCUGGCGGAAAAAACACAUGUUAAGAUGAUGGCAAGCAAUGCAACUGACAAACGGAAGGGGAAGAAGAAAAGGGACUCCCUAAAGGAUGUGGCAAGGGAUUAUCAAAUUUCACCCAAGAUCUUGCUGCUGCAGUGCCAUAUAUAUCUUGCUGAAGGGCUCAUGAUGAUGCUCGCUGCUUUGAAGAAUGAACAGAAGGUCUUUGAGAAUUUGGGUCCUUUUAAUACCGAGCAUGAGAGAUUCAUUCAGCACUUCGAGCUCCUACAGAAAGCUUGCCUUCCCGAUCACAUCUCAUACCACUCAUUCAAAGAAUGUACUGGCCAUGUUCGCUUAUCUACAUUAACUGUGUAUAGUUGCUUUAAAGAUGCUCUGAGGAUUGCCAAGGAGUUGAGAAGUAGUUUUUCGAGUGACCCACAAAAAAUGGCAGAACUUCGACGGAUAGAGCAGGUGGCAGAACACAACGGUGUUGCCCUAAAUCUCAUAUCUCGUUUAGGGACACUUGAUUCAUCACUAAAGGUCUUCUUUGAAUUUAGCCACCAUCCUUACUUUGCUACAGCUGUUGUGAAGAGAUCUUGAGGUACUAGUCACAUAUGAUCGCCCACCAAUUUUGAUAUGCAUCUGAGUCGUGCCUUAUAGCCUUUGUAACAUUAUUCAUUCUUUUUAUUUCGUUAAUUUUAUUUUUAUUUUAAUAAUUUUAAUAUUUAUUAUUUUAUGAAUAUGUACAUUUUUAUUAGAAAAGAAUAAUCGUAAGUUUUUUUGUUUUGUUUUUUUUUUUUUUCAGACUGUAUUCAUAAAAUUUGCUGAUGUAUGGCUUUUUACUGAAGGUGACGAUUGAUUAACAAAGUUUUGUUGAAGAACC